Molecule: messenger RNA, 2190 nt
Organism: Psilocybe cubensis
Lineage: Eukaryota; Fungi; Basidiomycota; Agaricomycetes; Agaricales; Agrocybaceae
Exons: 7
Coding region: 1-2190 (729 amino acids)
Source: RefSeq, a predicted model, not a curated record
AUGUCAAUUCCAACCAUUACAAACCUCAAUGACUUCCGCGCAGGUCUCGCCAAACUCAAUGAAAAAAUUCGCUUCGGCCUCGAGAAUGGGAAUUUGACCGAGAUAAUAGACCGCCAUUGGGACCUAGUGACUGCCAUAGCAACGUCUAGAGCUACAAACUGUGUUGCAGAAAAGCAGAAAUCAUCGAAUAAAUUUCUGUUUGAUUUCUUGUUAGCCUACGGAAAAGCACGUCAGAAAAACAAACACGCUAGUCCCGAAUUCCUGAACGAAAUGAAGAAUCUUUUACAAAAGACUGAAAAUGCGUCUCAGCAAUCGGAGGCGAAGGCUAAAGAGACUCGAGCUCGGCGAAGUUCAGAGAGGCGCUCGGCAACCUCACAAAAUCAUACAGAGGUAUCACAUCCAGUCGAACAAGAGGCAGAGGCAUCCACUAUUCGUUCUCUCAAAAGACAUCGUGUUGACGAUGUGACGCCGUCUUGUGAAAGGUCGCCUAAAAGAUUUCAUGACAUUGAGGCUGCAUCUGAUGAAGAUGACGAAUUCAUACCCUCCCACAAUCCAUCUCCGUCAGAGGCCGAAAGUGACAAGAACACUCCAGAUCCCAAGCGUCCUUACCCCAAACCGAAGCGCGCUAAACCUCGGGCUCGGACUCUGGUGAGUAACUUAAGAGAGAAGUCCGAGAAGCCAACUAGAGAGAAGUCCGAAAAGCCAACCAGAGAGAAGUCCGAGAAGCCAACUCAUGACGAUCGCCCCCCCGCAAAAGCUACAAAAUGGAUACAUGUUCAGGGAUGCGAAAUGGGUUGUAAAGGCAGGAGUGAGGCAAUAGAGCGAUGCUCGGAUGUUGACGACAAUGAAUCUAUCACAAGUGAGUUAGAAGAGGAUCGAAAACCCGACGCAAAAUCUCGACGCGGCCAAACCUUGAAGUUAGUGAAGGUUGAAACUUCAACCCCCGACUUAGAGCUUAGCAAACCCAUUGCUGACUCCAAUCGCCGGGAAGCCAAGGGCAAGGGCAAGAUGUUGGCGGUGGAUCCCUCUACAUACUCACAGAAAGGAGAAGAUGCCGAGAUGGACACCCAGAGCGAUGACACAAAGAAAAUUGUGCGCAAGGCAGAGGUGCCGGGCCCAACAAACAAUCAACCUGACGGUAGAGCUGGUCAUUUUUCCAGCGUCUCUAUUCAGACGGAAGAUAUGUCUGUUAAGACAUGGAUGGGAUGGAUGCAAGAUGAUUUUGUCCGGACGCAGAAUGAAAGCGUUUCACUUCCACUACCGCAGCGUCCAACAUACAUCCGAAAUUGGGAUGGUGACGAAGAGGGAUCCGAUAGCAGACCAAAACAAGACCGGACUACAGAAGAGCGCCUGAAAACAUUGGAAUGUCAAACGGAUAAAAUACUAGAAAGAAUGAAGAAAAUUGACGACCAACUUCAGAGUAACGACAAUGGAUUUGACUAUAUGGCAGGCAAGCUGGCAUUCUUUAUUUCUAUGGUUCAGAUGCUUGAUAAAAAGUCUGACAUGGUGAACAACUUUCACGGCGAGGUUAUACAUCGGAUGACUUUGCUGAGACGUGAAAUGAAUGCCAUGGCACACGACAUCUACAUCAGCCAUGGAUCAGAGGAUGAACACCACAUGUACCAUGACACUGGAGUUCAAGCCGGCGACAUACCCGACGGAAACCAUACUUUCAAAAAGUAUUCCGACAUCACUGUACUCGGAUUGCAUCCUGCGCUGGCAUCAAUAGAGGUACGCGGCCUGCCGCGCGCGUCGCUUACAGGCUAUGCGCACCAAUUGGAAACGCGCGCAUUGGACAGUUUCCGACCCGCCGCUGCCGCGCGCGGCACUGCGCACCAAUUGAAAACCUGCGCAUCUGCUAGAUUUCCGACCCGCCGCUGCCGUGCGCGGCGCUUACACGCUAUGCGCACCAAUUGGAAACGCGCGCAUCGGACAGUUUCCGACCCGCCGCUGCCGCGCGCGGCGCUUACACGCUAUGCGCACCAAUUGGAAACGCGCGCAUUGGACAGUUUCCGACCCGCCGCUGCCACGCGCGGCGCUGCGCACCAAUUGAAAACGUGCGCAUCUGCUAGAUUUCCGACCCGCCGCUGCCGUGCGCGGCGCUUACACGCUAUGCGCACCAAUUGGAAACGCGCGCAUCGGACAGUUUCCGACCCGCCGCUGCCAUGCGCGGCGCGGCGCACCAAUUGA